AUGAAAGAAAAAAGAUUGAUGUGGGGUGGGUGGGGUUGUGUAUGUGAGAAAGAGAGGAGACAUUGUGAUGCAUGGUUGGCAGGAAAUCACAUGGACAUUGCAUUUGUCUUGUCAAUUUACACUUUCCAUUUUCUCACUCCUUUUUUUUCUUCCUCUCUUCUCUUCUCUCUUGGGAUUGGGUUUGGUUUUCGAGUGGUGGAGAUCGCAGACAUAACACAUUCACAACCACGUGCUGCAAAACGGCAUUUGAAAGCAGAAACACAGAAUUUGAAUGAGCUGGGAGGCAUCCAUUCUCGGCUACUGGACGCAUCAAUAUUGCACAACUUGUAA
Messenger RNA from Sphenostylis stenocarpa, 330 nucleotides. The record is from the annotation of a GenBank genome assembly. Lineage: Eukaryota; Viridiplantae; Streptophyta; Magnoliopsida; Fabales; Fabaceae.